This is a messenger RNA of Monosiga brevicollis MX1, 1291 nucleotides long. RefSeq lists its product as uncharacterized. Gene Ontology annotation, molecular function: actin filament binding. Gene Ontology annotation, biological process: regulation of actin filament polymerization. The record is from RefSeq and is a predicted model, not a curated record. The transcript is spliced from 5 exons. Gene Ontology annotation, cellular component: site of polarized growth; plasma membrane; actin filament. Bases 31 to 963 code for a protein of 310 amino acids. NCBI's taxonomy places the organism in Eukaryota, Choanoflagellata, Craspedida, Salpingoecidae.
GCUUUUCAAGGCCAAACAAGACCAGAGAUCAUGUGGCGCGCCGGCGUGGACGUGACGGCAACGGGAGGUGACGAUGAUGAUGACUGGGAGACUGAGGCCGACUUUGAAAACGAUGUUUCGGAAAAGGAGGCUCGCUGGGGCUCUCGCACGAUCGAGGGAUCAGGGCGCCAGCACGUCGCCGGCGGUCUCGAGGGCAUUCGCCAGGCCGUGCAGGAGGACAGCACCAAGAGCCAAGUGAAGCACGACUUUGCCCGUGGUUACGGUGGCAAGUUUGGCGUGGAGAAGGUGCAGGACAAGUCGGCCGUGGGCCAUGAUUACCAGGCUGAAAAGGCAUUGCACUCGUCGCAAGUUGAUGGCAAGAAGGGCUUUGGUGGCCAGUACGGCCUACAAGGCGCGGACAAAUCUGCGCAUGCCUUUGGCGACUCGGGGCCCGUGGGCUCUUCCUAUGAAAAGCCGGCCAUUGUCGGAGGAUCAGCCAAAAACUUUCGCGAGCGCUAUGAGCAUAUGAACGAGACCAAGCAGGCAGAGGGUGAAGCAGAGGCUGCCCGUAUUCGUGCGCAGCGCGAGGCAGCUGAUGCUGCCCGCCGGGAGAAGGAGGCACAAGCCGCGGCAGCACGCGCCCAAGCCGAAGUAGCGCGCGCUGAAGAGGAAGAGGCUGCUGCGGCACAGGCAGCCCCCGAUCCCGAUCCCGAACCCGAACCCGAACCUGAACCCGAAUACGAGCCUGAACCUGAACCCGAACCUGAACCCGAACCUGAACCUGAAUCGGCUGACGCUGCCGAGGAUGCAGGCUUGACUGCCACCGCGCUGUACGAUUAUCAGGCACAGGGUGAUGAUGAAAUCACCUUUGAUCCCGACGAUGUCAUUACUGACAUUGAGCAGGUCGAUGAAGGCUGGUGGAUGGGUACUUGCCGAGGCCAGCGCGGUCUUUUCCCGGCCAACUAUGUGCAGCUCAACGAGUAAAGCUGCAGCGACCGUGUGUCACCACUCCGACUUGGCUCUUGUUCCUGUGCCCGCCCUUGUCUUGUCCUGCCCGUGGAUUUGUAUAUUUGUUUUGGUUAUUCCCUGCGGCAGCGCGGCUGGUCUCCGCUGUCCGUGCCAACGCACUCCCAGCAAGAGCCUUGGUCUUCUUCUCAACCCACAUUGGUCAUGAUCAUGUGUGCCAAGUCAUGGUCACUCUCUGAGCCGUCUAUGGCCUUGGCAUUUGCUGCCGCUGCGCCGAACCAGCUGAACAAGGGCAAGAGCUGGCUUGUGGUUCUUGACCCGCACUCAAUUCAAACAACUCGAUGUA